UGUGUGUGUGUGUACGUGUGAGUGUGUGGGAGCAUAAAGGAGUGUAUAGUGUGUGUGUGUCUGUGUGAGUCAGUGAGCGGGGGCGUGCAUGUGAGUAUGUGACAGGGAAAGAGAGAUAAAGAGAGAGACGAUGGACAGAAAGAAGGAGAGAAAGGCCCAAGUGUCAGGUUCCUCUUUUCAAUUCAGAGGCUCAACUUGUUUUUAAUCUAGAAAAGAGGGUGAAAACAGGAGGAAAGGAGAUGAGACAGCUUGGAACUUGAGCUGCUGACAGCUGUUUUUGUCCCUUCUUUUCUCACCCCUCAUUCUAUCGUUCUGUUUCUGUCUCUCUCUCCACAGUGUCGUGCUGUUUGCGUACCCAAAGCACUUCUUUAAACACUAAUACAACUGCCCAUAAAACGGUGCCUGUUACCAUGAAGAGAAGGUGUGUUUCAGGCUUUUCAACAGCCUUUCAAAUCAAAUCUUUCUCUCUUCCUGUGACGUUUCACUCACCGCAUCCUGGUUUUGACUUCACUAGACGCCAAGUUACGGUAGAUGCCGUCUCACCCUUUUCCUGUCAAUCCUCAGCUCACACACACACACACACUCACACACACACACACACACACACACACACACGCUCAUAUAUGCUCUCAUAGGCUGUGUUUUUCUCACGACGCUGGCUGAAGCGCACGUAACACGCUGGAUGUGAAAUAAUUACAUACCAUUAUGGUAGGGUACUGUCCAAUCUGUGGGAAGCCCGUCUACUUUGGGGAGAAGAAGAGGUCCUUAGGGAGGGACUACCACCCUCUUUGUCUCAAGUGUCAAAGGUGCAACAGACAGCUCACAGCUGGACAACAUGCUGAGUAUGACGAGAAGCCAUAUUGUUCCCACUGCUACCUGAAGAUGUUUGGUCCAAGAGGUAACAGGUGACGGAUUUUGCCAAGGCUCAGAGACACCAGACUCAACCAACAUGGGCAAAUGUUGACAUGAGCCUAAAGACAUGAAAGUUCGGAUUAUUGGCCCUAAAUCAAGACCAAAAAGAUGGAUAAAUAUGAAUGACGGACAGAUGUCUAACAGUCCGUCCACUUUAGUUGUCUAUCGUUUACACCUCCACAAAAUUAAGUAUUUAUAAAUGUGUGAUGACCACUGGAUUCCACGUGUAGGUGAUUGUUCACUUUUAUAAUGUUAAUAAACUAUGAUUGUAAAUUGUAGGUCUGUAUAAAUAAAUGCAUUUUCUAACAUGA
Gasterosteus aculeatus aculeatus (three-spined stickleback) is the source of this 1223-nucleotide messenger RNA. RefSeq names its product cysteine-rich protein 1. Lineage: Eukaryota; Metazoa; Chordata; Actinopteri; Perciformes; Gasterosteidae. Gene Ontology annotation, molecular function: zinc ion binding. The record is from RefSeq and is a predicted model, not a curated record. Gene Ontology annotation, biological process: regulation of gene expression; intrinsic apoptotic signaling pathway in response to DNA damage.